Molecule: messenger RNA, 2969 nt
Organism: Eurytemora carolleeae
Lineage: Eukaryota; Metazoa; Arthropoda; Copepoda; Calanoida; Temoridae
Gene: MED1
Product: mediator of RNA polymerase II transcription subunit 1
Exons: 32
Coding region: 59-2935 (958 amino acids)
Biological process (GO): regulation of transcription by RNA polymerase II
Cellular component (GO): mediator complex
Molecular function (GO): transcription coregulator activity
Source: RefSeq, a predicted model, not a curated record
AAAAAUUUUAUUUUCAGAAAAAAAUUAAGCGUCCGGUAGAUCGUUUAAAGCUGUAAGGAUGUGGAUGGAAGGUAUGAUGGAGAGGAUCAGGGUGAAGUCGGAUCAACAGAAAACUCUUCUUGAUACAGCCAAGUCCUUGAGGAUUGCAAUGGCGGAUAAAAGACACUCCUUGGACUCACAAGAUAAGGAAAUUUUCCGUAAAUGUUUGGACACCCUGCAGUCUUCUAUCUCGGUGCGUUCUGCGUCUGGAAUGCUGGAAAAGCUGGAAACCAUCGCUAGGCAAAUGAAUCUUAAAUGUAUUCAAAACUCUCAACCACCGUCGAUCAUCCACCUGUUCAUCAUGUCCGAGCCGUUCUACGUGGAUAUCGUGGUGGACGGGGUUGGUAGUGUGAUGGGGGUUAAUAUUCAUCAUCAAGGGAAAGGAUUAGGGAAUGGCAACUCUGGAACUAUCCAAAGCUGCCCUGAAGUUGUUGAAUGCUUGAAUAAACAAGAUUUUGAUGCUUUCGUUAAACAUCUAGAGGGUCUGAAUAAAGUUUAUGAUCUGAACUGCGCCCUACAGGACAAAUCUAGCGGAAGACAAGUGCUCUGUAAUCUGGAGGAUGACCUCAUGAGGUUGUACAAGGUUCAACAAUCUCAACCCUGGGUCAAACAUCUAAACCAGUUGAUUCAUAAAACUGGAUUGGGAUUAGUAGAAGGAAGAGCAGGAGGUCUUCCAAUGAAGUUAAGAAUAUUCCUGCCCCCCUACCAACUCCUGGAUGUUGAGACUAGGAGAAUGCUACCAAUGACCCAGUCGACCAUUAUCAGUAAAGAUCUAGGUGUAACUUUGACUGUUGGAAUAAAAUCAUCAACAACUGAACAUAUUCUGCCCCUCACUCAAGCCAUAUCUAGCUCAGGUCAAGAUGUACCUCUAGGAAAUGCUAACUGUGCACGUUUACCCGCAUACCUAGUUCUAGAACUCAGUCAACCUCUACCUACCACAUCAGCUAUUAUUAAGAAAAUAGAGAGUAUAACCAGUAUACCUUGGAUACAACCUGGUUCAGACUCUUCACUCUUCAGUCUCAUCUCUCUUCAGGAGAGUAAUGGAACUCUAGACUCAAGAAACAACAGAGGAAUGUUUGUAACUUUGCCUGAUCAGCAGCAUUGCUAUUAUCUCACAGAUACACCAGAGAUGGUCGGUCAAACCAUAACCUUUGUACCUUUCAGGCAUCCAAGCCAAGUGCCUGGAAUAGUAGAUCUGCUACGUAGACAAGCACUAUUCAACUGCCUGAUAUCCUCUUGUAUCCGAAAGAAUAGCCUUGAGGAUGUGGAUUCUAGCACAAUGUUUGAGAUUUCUUGUGUUGAUUCAAACUGUCAGAAUUUGACGAUAAUGUUUGAGGACCCAGUAGAUGAGGAUAUGGCAACUGCUGAAAUUAUGUUAUCAGAUGUUACAUCACCACAGUGUACAGUUCACUUGAGUGGAUUUGCUCAGUCUGGAGAUCUAGGAAUAAAGGCGGAAGGUGGGAUGAAGGCGGAGGGCGGAGUAAAAGCUGAGGCGGAUGCUGCUAUUAGUCGUGUUCUCCUUCAGUCCCUCUCCAUCCCUGUAACUAUGAGAUCAAUUCUUAAGAAGAACCAAGCAAUUACUCGCAGUAUUAAAUCAGAGGAAGAUGGUGGUGGGUUAGGAGGCGAGGCUGGAGAUAUGGAGGAUACAGCUGGAGGACAGGGUGGAAGCGGUAGAGGAGAGGGAGGGGAGGAAGGGGAUGAGGAAGAAGGAAGAGGAGAGGACGGAGGGAAGCUAAAGACGGAAAAUGGUCGAGUACAGAAUCAAGCCAAGAGUUGUGAGCUGGGGGGCCCUGGCGGCGGAAAACUAAAACAGGAACCAAUGGACACAGAGUCGAGCAAUGAUACUGAGUCUUUAAACCGGUUUGGGCCUCAGGGUGUAGAAUCUCUUCCUGGGGCCCUUUCAAUCACAAGGAGUCCGACAAAAGUUCAAUUCCGUCAACCAUUGCAGGCAUCUCACAAUCUUACCUCAGUUUCCAAACGACGUAAAUCUGAUGGACUGGUGGUGGAGCUGAAGGAAGGAGGAUCAAGUUUAUCAUUAUCCAAGGAUUUAGAGAAAAUUCCAUCAGGGAUAUCAAUCUCAAAACUAUCAUCAUCAGAGCCAAAACCUAGGAAAUCAAGCAAGGAUGACGGAAUACUGCCGUUUGUAUCAAUUACUCCAAUUUCCAGUAGGGAUUCACAAGAGCACAGGAUUCAUGGCAAGAAAGAAAACGGAGGAAUAGAAAUCAUUCCGCUAGGAGGAUCCAGUGGGUCUGGAAACUCUAGUAAACUAUCUCAUCUCAAAUCCAAGGUUCGGGAUUUCAAGCGGAGUCUAUCCGAGGACGAUAAACGGAGAAUAGAGAGAAAGGAGAAGAGAAGGCGGGAGGAGAUGAAGCACAGAGCGUCAGUAUCUCCGAGUAAAAUGAAGGAAGAAGAGAGGAACCUGAUCAAGGGAUCAGAGAACAAGCACAAAGAUCCUAAGGCUAAGCUAGCAGGUGUGAUUGAACGAUUAGCAUAUCAGACUGGAGAUGCCGUUGGUAUAGAGAUUAGACCUAGUCCAUCUAUACAGGAGAAGAAGAUUUCAAGUUUAAAGUUGACUUUCAAGAACAUGGAUGGAUCAACUUCUAGCUCCAGGUACGAUGGUUCAAGUUCUGGAUCCAAGUUUAACAGCUCUAAACCUGAUAUAAAGCUCAGCAAGUUAAACCACAGCUCUAGUAAAUCUCUUCAUAAAAUUACAGAGAGGUUUAUAAUUGAGCGAGGACCCGGGAAGAUGGAGGAUAAGAUGAAGAAUGAUGAUGGAGAAGAGGGAAGAAAAGACAACAUUUGUUCUCCCUCAUCACUUCAUGGAUCAAGCCCUGAUGUGAUCACUGAUGUACUACCUGAUGGUAUGCUUGAUGAUCCUGUUCUCCUGACAGACUAGAUUAUUCCUUCUAAUAUUCACCAAGUAAGAUGCU